This is a messenger RNA of Amaranthus tricolor (Joseph's coat), 1640 nucleotides long. Its product is annotated as choline-phosphate cytidylyltransferase 2-like. The transcript is spliced from 8 exons. Gene Ontology annotation, molecular function: phosphatidylcholine binding; choline-phosphate cytidylyltransferase activity. Gene Ontology annotation, biological process: CDP-choline pathway. Bases 178 to 1161 code for a protein of 327 amino acids. The record is from RefSeq and is a predicted model, not a curated record. NCBI's taxonomy places the organism in Eukaryota, Viridiplantae, Streptophyta, Magnoliopsida, Caryophyllales, Amaranthaceae.
AAAUAAAAUAAAAAAAACGAGGAGUAAACAAACAUACACCGGAUAUUCUCUUAAUCUCAAAGAGAAAGAAAACAUCAAUAAAUGAGAGAAAGAAUGGAAAUUACCAGAAAUACUUGACAACAUACAAAUUCAAGUUAUUUUUCUUGAGCAUAAAACAAUUAAUCAAAACAAAAAAGAAUGUCAAAUUCUAAAAAUUAUAAGAUGAAUGACCCUCCUACGGACCGCCCUGUUCGAGUUUAUGCUGAUGGAAUCUAUGAUCUCUUUCACUUUGGGCAUGCUCGAUCUUUGGAACAAGCAAAAAAAUCAUUUCCAAAUACAUAUUUGCUGGUAGGAUGUUGCAGUGAUGAAAUAACCCACAAGUACAAGGGGAAAACUGUUAUGAAUGAAGCUGAGCGAUAUGAAUCUCUUCGUCAUUGCAAAUGGGUUGAUGAAGUUAUACCCGAUGCGCCUUGGGUAAUAAAUCAAGAGUUUUUGGACAAGCAUAAGAUUGAUUUUGUGGCCCAUGAUGCUCUUCCUUAUGCUGAUACCAGUGGAUCUUGCAACGAUGUCUAUGAAUUUGUGAAAGCUGCUGGGAAGUUUAAAGAAACGCAAAGGACAGAGGGGAUAUCUACGUCUGACAUCAUUAUGAGGAUUGUUAAGGACUAUAAUCAAUAUGUGAUGCGUAACUUGGAUCGUGGAUAUACAAGAAAGGAGCUAAAUCUUAGCUAUGUGAAGGAGAAGCGGUUAAGAGUUAAUAUGAGGCUUAAGAAACUGCAUGAGAAAGUUAAGGAGCAGCAAGAAAAGAUUCAAACGGUGGCCAAAUCUGCUGGCUUGAAUCGUAAUGAAUGGGUUGAAAAUGCUGAUCGCUGGGUUGCUGGAUUUCUCGAGAUGUUUGAAGAAGGAUGCCAUAAAAUGGGAACAGCUAUUAGGGACAGAAUUCAAGAGCGUUUGAUGGGUCAGGCCAGAGGAUUACUGCCCAACGGAAACACCGAUGGUGAAGAGAGUGAAGAAUACUUCGAUGAUGAUCCUUACUAUGAUGAUGAUGAAGAGUACUACUACGAUGAAGACGAGUAUUAUGACAACGACGACGAUGAAGAAAAAGAGAAACAAGAAGAGAAAACAAACACCCAAGAAAACAAUGACGAGAAAAAGAUCAAAUCUGGGAAGAAAGAAGAAAACUGAGGUGGACAAUUGAAAUCAAUGGUGUAUUAUCGAAUGGAUAAUCGACUUAGUGUUUGCAAGGCUUUGUGUAAAGUACGACAUCUGUCGUGUUUUACAUUUUAUUUGCUAAUAUGAACGUAGAAACCGGUUCGCAAGAUGUAAGUUGAAGUUGGUUAGUUGAAAGUUUUACUUACUACAGCAUUCCCCCUCUUUUUUUUUUCAAGAUUGAAGGAUGUUGUUGUGAAAAAGGACAACAUUAAGUUCGGAUUGUUGCAUCUCUAUUUUUGGUCGUGUAGGGAUAAGCUGUUUAUGUGAAAUUUUAUAUACUAUUUAUUAUGACUUGUUGGUAUAAAAUCAAAGCUAGUAUACAAUCAAAUUGUUCUAUUUGUGCUUUGUGAUUAGCUUUUAUUUUUGUGCAUUACAAAAUAUUUAUGGGAAAUUAUCAAUGGUAUCCCUAUGUUUUUGCACUUUAUUAUUGAUAUCCUUGUGUUUUUUCGAUU